Punica granatum (pomegranate) is the source of this 1990-nucleotide messenger RNA. The record is from RefSeq and is a predicted model, not a curated record. NCBI's taxonomy places the organism in Eukaryota, Viridiplantae, Streptophyta, Magnoliopsida, Myrtales, Lythraceae.
UUCUGUUCCGUAGAGAGAGAGAGAGUGCUUACACCCAAAUUAGUUGUCACAUGCAUUUGCCUAUCUUACCAUCUCGACUCCCUCUCCCUCCCCCAUAAAUAUCCUCUUCUUCUCCUUCCUACCUCCCUCCCUCCCUCUCUCUCCCUCUUCCCAUUAUAAUAGCGUCGUGCGAUCUCCAUCGCACCUCUCAACCUUCAUAUCUCCUCUCUCUCUGUCCGUGUGAUCCGAUCGACGAACAAUGAGGGAGAUCCUUCACAUCCAAGGCGGGCAGUGCGGGAACCAGAUCGGUUCCAAGUUCUGGGAGGUCAUCUGCGACGAGCACGGCGUCGACCCCACCGGCCGGUACAAGGGCGACGGCGGCGUCGACGAAAGCGACCUCCAGCUCGAGCGCAUCAAUGUCUACUACAAUGAGGCUUCCGGCGGCCGCUACGUCCCCCGCGCCGUCCUCAUGGAUCUCGAGCCGGGCACCAUGGACAGCAUCCGCUCCGGCCCCUACGGCCAGAUCUUCCGCCCCGACAACUUCGUCUUCGGCCAGUCCGGCGCUGGUAACAACUGGGCCAAGGGCCACUACACCGAGGGCGCUGAGCUCAUCGACGCCGUCCUCGACGUCGUCCGCAAGGAGGCCGAGAACUGCGACUGCCUCCAAGGUUUCCAGGUAUGCCACUCACUCGGAGGAGGCACUGGUUCAGGGAUGGGAACUCUCCUGAUCUCAAAGAUCAGGGAGGAGUACCCGGACAGGAUGAUGCUCACAUUCUCUGUCUUCCCUUCACCCAAGGUCUCCGACACAGUCGUGGAGCCAUACAAUGCCACUCUCUCCGUGCAUCAGUUGGUUGAAAAUGCUGAUGAGUGCAUGGUCCUUGACAACGAAGCCCUCUAUGACAUCUGCUUCAGAACCUUAAAGCUCAGCACCCCAAGCUUUGGGGACCUGAACCACUUAAUCUCUGCCACCAUGAGUGGCGUGACCUGCUGCCUGAGGUUCCCAGGACAGCUGAACUCUGACCUCCGGAAGCUAGCUGUCAACCUUAUCCCGUUCCCCCGUCUCCACUUCUUCAUGGUGGGCUUUGCCCCACUGACCUCCCGUGGAUCCCAGCAGUACAUCUCCCUUACCGUGCCAGAGCUGACCCAGCAGAUGUGGGAUGCGAAGAACAUGAUGUGCGCUGCUGAUCCUCGUCACGGUCGCUACCUUACAGCCUCAGCCAUGUUCCGUGGGAAGAUGAGCACCAAGGAAGUGGAUGAGCAGAUGAUCAAUGUCCAGAACAAGAACUCCUCCUACUUCGUAGAGUGGAUUCCUAACAAUGUGAAAUCAAGCGUGUGCGAUAUCGCACCAAGGGGCCUGAGGAUGGCCUCGACUUUUGUCGGGAACUCUACCUCGAUUCAGGAGAUGUUCAGGAGGGUGAGCGAGCAGUUUACAGCAAUGUUCAGGAGAAAGGCGUUCUUGCACUGGUACACUGGGGAGGGCAUGGACGAGAUGGAGUUCACUGAGGCAGAGAGCAACAUGAACGACCUCGUGGCAGAGUACCAGCAGUACCAGGAUGCCACUGCCGAUGAUGAGGAGUACGAUGAGGGAGUCGAGGAGGACUAUGAGGCCUGAGACAGAUCCAGUAACUUUGAGGAAUCUGCCUCCAUCUGAAUUAACCGGGUUUCUCCCGAGGAUGUGGUUCCAUCUUUCUGUUUGUUUCAACCAAGAUAUGAGUUUCAGUCCUUUUCCUGUCUCUGCUUUCCGUUGUGGUCGGGUUAUAUAUGUUGCAGUCUUACUUUGUUUGCUGAGAGACUUUGGGCCUUUUGUUGGCUUAUCCGCCUUUUCAUCUAGUGUUUCAAAUAUACUUCAUUAGUUUCUGUUCGGAAAACAGCCAACAGGCCCCUACCUUAAAAAGUACAUCCCUGGGAAAUCUGAUGAUAUUUUGCUGUAUUGUAUUGUAUAGUGUCUUCAUGUAAUCUUCGGGUUUUCUCCCGGUAAUUUCAUGUUACAUCCCAAACAUAUUUGCUAUCA